AUGGUCUUGAAGCCCCCUAUGCCAGAGAUUGGGAAGGUAGCAGCCCUGAGGGACUUCAUGGUUCAAGAAAGAACCCUGCUCUUCCUUCCCCCACUUCAGGUGCCGGAGAUCAUCCAGUACAUUUACCACAAUAUGAACAGCGUCACUGAAGCCACCGCCCAAGCCACCAUAAAGGAAAUCCUUCACCUGCUGGCCCAGACCUACACUGACGAAGUCAUCCUGACGCUGUUUAAGAUGGAGGAUCACUCAGCAAGAGGGAUCCGCAAGCCCUGGGAAAUCCUGGCCUCGUUCCCCAAAGGCUACGAGGUGAUCAUGGACUAUCUGCUGCACAGGCUGGCUCCACACCAGAAAUCGAGGGGCCGGGAGCCCAGCCGCAGGACAGAGAUCUCUCCGUUGAUUCCCGCCAUGGUGAUUGGCUGUGGGCAGAGAUUUCCUGGUGACGGGACCCGCGAGUUGAAGAUGAAGAUGGUGAUGCCCCCUUCUCCUCCCCGCCCGCAGGCCACCAGGGCCAUCCACCAGCUCCUGCUGGAACCCAGUCGGCGGAUAGAGGUACAGACCUUCUUCCCCUCCCUGUUGAUGGCCCUGCUGUUCCAGGUCUCCUUUCUCGUGGUUGAGGGGGAUGCUGAGAUGAUCCCGGAUCAGCAGCACGUGAUGGAAUCGGUGGACCCUGUAAGUUCCACUGUGGAGGCCCUGAAGACCUUGAUGAGAAGUACUGGGUAUGGGGAUCACGUGUCUUAUGUCCAGAAACUUGGGGGCUGGGAGCUGCUCACCAGUCCUGAAACAUACUACGAAGGAGUCACUCUGCUGGCCAGGGCCAUGGUCGUCAAGAACUGUUGGCACAACUGCCCCGUCUUCAGCCUUACUGUCAGGAUUCUCCAGGAGCUGGACCACACGAAUCACUUGACAGCCCUGGGGGUCCUGACCGAGCUGCUCCGGUGCCCCAAUGUGGCAGCCACAGUGGAUGAAGUCACUGUCCACGUCCUGGCAAACUGGUUCCAGUUUGAGGAGCCAGCCACGGUGAAGCUGUUGCUGCGUGUGGUGGAGAUCUUCGCAAAGCACGGGAACAUGGUGAAAUGGGGCAGGGGCCGAGGGCGUGCUCUCAAGAGAUGUCGUCACUCGGGGAAGGAAUAGAGAGAUCUGGAUGCCCAUGUGUCCAGUUAAAGACAGGGUGGGACACACUCUCAGGAUUAGACAGCACAUCCUCGUGAAGCCAGGGAUGAGGGGCUGGAGCCAUUAGUGCUUUUUCCCUCCCAGGGAAGGAAAGAGGAGGGCCAUUUCAGAGAACAGGCCAAGCCAAUGCCAGGAUCCCAGACCAGCCAGGUCUCCUGGAGAU
Molecule: messenger RNA, 1333 nt
Organism: Diceros bicornis minor
Lineage: Eukaryota; Metazoa; Chordata; Mammalia; Perissodactyla; Rhinocerotidae
Product: maestro heat-like repeat-containing protein family member 7
Exons: 7
Coding region: 1-1131 (376 amino acids)
Cellular component (GO): cytoplasm
Source: RefSeq, a predicted model, not a curated record